Messenger RNA from Tripterygium wilfordii, 1890 nucleotides. Its product is annotated as probable amidase At4g34880. The transcript has 5 exons. The record is from RefSeq and is a predicted model, not a curated record. Lineage: Eukaryota; Viridiplantae; Streptophyta; Magnoliopsida; Celastrales; Celastraceae. The coding region runs from base 195 to 1757 and encodes 520 amino acids.
CUAAGACUAUUUUUCCUCCUCUGGUCUCCAAGGCGGCUUUGCCAUCGAAAAUAAACCUUGGCGCAUAAAACAAUUCUGUCUGUGUCACAAAUAAACCAGACUUUAUAAAUAUCGGCAGGUUGCAUAUGGUUGUGAAACAUUCAGCCACUCAUUAACGGAUCGAAAAGCUCCUGCUUGCCACAACUUCCCAAAUUAUGAAUCUCUCUCUGUUUCCAUACCUUCUUUUUGUUUUUCUGGCCACAUUUUUUUCUGGCUUGCACACCAUCAAUAUCCACGCAUUCCCAAUUCAAGAAUCAACCAUAGAUGAUCUCCGUCUCGCAUUCAAGCAAAACCAACUAACUUCAAGGCAACUCGUAGAGUUCUACAUUGAAGAAAUCCAUAGACUCAAUCCUGUCCUUAGAGGGGUCAUAGAAGUGAACCCUGAUGUACUAUUCCAAGCUGACAAGGCUGAUCAAGAACGCAAGGCUAAGGCCCCUGUGUCGCUCUCGGCCUUGCAUGGCAUUCCAAUCUUGGUUAAGGAUAAUAUUGCAACCAAGGAUAAGUUGAACACCACAGCUGGGUCAUUUGCAUUGCUCGGCUCAGUUGUGCCACGGGAUGCAGGUGUGGUGGUGAAGUUGAGGAAAGCUGGAGCCAUCAUACUGGGAAAGGCUAACUUGAAUGAAUGGUCUGGUUUCAGGUCAUUCAGUCUACCCAAUGGUUUCAGUGCCAGAGGUGGCCAAGGAAAGAAUCCCUAUGUUUUGGUUGCGGAUCCUUGUGGGUCAAGCGGUGGAUCAGCAAUAUCAGUCGCAGCAAACAUGGCUACAGUGUCCUUGGGGACUGAAACUGAUGGCUCCAUUAUAUGUCCCUCCAGCUACAACUCGGUAGUGGGCAUCAAGCCAACAGUUGGUCUCACCAGCAGAAAUGGAGUCAUCCCAAUCUCUCCUAGACAGGACACUGUUGGGCCUAUCUGCAGGACAGUAUCGGAUGCAGUUCAUGUUCUUGAUGCAAUCGUAGGCCUCGAUUACUACGAUGGCGUGACAAAAGAAGCAUCAAAGUACAUUCCAUAUGGCGGCUACAAACAAUUUCUCAAGCCUUAUGGCCUCAAAGGGAAAAGACUGGGCAUAGUAAGGAACCCAUUCUUCAAACUCAGGCAUCCAUACUCCAAAUCUGACUAUGGAUCUAUCCCCAUUCAAGUUAUUGAGAACCAUCUGCAAACUCUAAGGAAAGAAGGUGCAGUUUUGGUAGACCAUUUAGACAUAGCAAACAUUGAUGUAAUCUUGGACUUCGAUGGGAGUGGAGAAAAAACAGUAUUGCAGGCCGAGUUCAAAAUAGUUGUAAAUGCAUACCUGAAUGAGCUGGUGAUUUCUCCGGUGCGAUCUUUAGCAGAAGCCAUAGCCUUCAAUGAGAACAACUCCAAUUUGGAAAAGAUCAAGGAAUUUGGGCAAGACAACUUUAUUGAAGCAGAGGCCACAAAUGGGAUAGGCGAUGCAGAGAAGAAAGCAUUGUCAAACCUGACAAGACUUACAAGAAGUGGAUUUGUGAAACUAAUGAGAGAGAACAAACUAGAUGCUCUGGUAACUCCUGGUGCUGCUGUUUCUCAUGUUCUUGCAAUUGGUGGGUUCCCAGGAAUUAGUGUUCCCGCUGGCUAUGAUAGCAAAGGAGUGCCUUUUGGCAUUUGUUUUGGGGGACUAAAGGGCUCAGAGCCAAAGCUGAUAGAGAUUGCAUAUGGUUUUGAACAAGCAACCAAAAUCAGAAAACCUCCUACAUUCAAGCUCUGAAGAUUUAUAUUUAUGUCUCAUCAGAAUAAUGUACAUGUUUGGCGAGCUUAUCUUCAGUACUUCAUAUACAUAGUUUCUCUAAAGUGCUGCAAAAUAUUCAAAUAAAGCCAAACAUGCCAAUUUGCGUUGCUCA